AUGAAUCACAGUGAGUCCGUUCCCUGGACCAUGUGUCAGGCUCUGAGCUGAUGUUCUGUGUGGAUUUGCGCCUCUGGAUACCGUUUGCACCUAGUUGGAACGCAACAUGAUCGACUACGAGCGUCCCUGUCCAUUAGGCUUCGGGCCGGCUGGGAGGGGCCCGCUGGUGCCGGAGCUCCCGACGCACACACACACGCACACACACGCGCUGACCGCCAUGCCUCAGAGAUACUCCCACCAGAGGAGGAAGGCCAGCACGGCGGCCGCUCGGAGGAUGGAGCGGAGACGCAGGGAUCAGGGCAAGAGCAGCAGCAGCAACAACAACAACAACACAAGCGGACAAAACCACAACCACAACCACAACCAGCGCUCCAAGAAGCUGGCCAUGCUCUCCAGGUCGCUGAUCCUUUGUCAUUCUAAGACAAACGAUGACCUCCCCAGUCCAGAAGACAGACACACUAGGGACACCUCCGAUGGAUUCAGACAGUGGGAUUCAGACUGGAGGACGGACCUGAGUGGCACUGGUCAAACUGGGAACAGGGAUGUAGAGAACGGACACUGGAGGAACAAUCAGCCAUCGGCCCCGGACAAACAAAAAACUCAGACAGCCAAUCCGAACACAUCACUCAGGGAGAACAAGAGGAGCAUUAGGAGGACUUUCAGCAUUAAGGAGAGCAGUAUCUGGAGGAUGUGUGUAGCCACGCCGCCCUGUGAGGAUUUGUGUGGACCACAAAUGUCCGAUAACGGCGUCCAGACAGAGGACAAAGAGGCCAAAGUGGAGUCGGGGAGGAAGGGAGCGGAUGUGCUCAGGGGCUGCAGCUUCCUGAACCCAGACAGACUGGCUCCCUUUAACGGACAGUGUCUGAACGGCGGGGCUUGGAUGGAGGUGGAGGGGAUGAGGAGUGUUCACAUUAAAGCCUACUGUGAGGACGUCUCCACAUGUGAAGACUCAUAUUCUCAUAGUCUGAACACCAGCCCGCACACUUCUGAGGCUCUGUCUCUGCCAGGAUACACAGAUGAAGAGCUACUGGCCAACAACAACCACCUCAAGUUGCCAAUCCCAGAGGUGAAUGAGGAAAGAAGCUGGGAGACUGAGAAAACAGAGCCAAGCCCACCAGGACAGACGGACAAUAACAGGACACGUUCCAGUUCAACCACAGGCGUUCACCCCUAUUGGAUUGGGGAUCUGGAGACCAUCAUCAUGAAGACCCCAGAACUGUACGCUCCUCAUCCUCAUGGGAACAAUGGCUUAUAUGGAAACAGGAAGUCUCUGUCCCAGCAGCUGGAGUUUCUUCACACCGCAACACAGCCUGUGCACCGUCCCUCCCGUUCCCUCAGUUCUGCUCAGCUGGUUCACUCCUGCAGCAACGUGCAGGCUUUUAUCAUCUGUAAUAUUGUCCUGAUGAAGGGACAUGGCAAGGGUCUGGGCUUCAGUAUAGUGGGUGGACAGGACAGCAUGUACGGACCAAUGGGCAUCUACGUGAAGACCAUUUUCCCAGGAGGAGCUGCAGCUGCUGAUGGACGACUGCAGGAAGGUGAUGAGAUACUGGAGCUCAAUGGAGAAUCCUUACAUGGUCUGACUCAUGAUGAAGCCCUGAACAAGUUCAAACAAAUCAAGAAGGGCCUGCUGACCCUGGUGGUGCGGACCAGUCUCCGGGUAGGGGCCCUGUGUGGACAGGCUCAGGUGGCCCAGCUGUGCCGGUCCCGUUCGCUCAGCUCCACCACAGGCAUGGCCCGGGUCAGCGCCGACAUCAGCGACUACAACUACCUGAGCAACACCUGCAACAACACACUGAGCGUCCCAGACCAGUGUCCCACCGCCAAACCCAGGGACCGCAUCAUGAUGGAGAUCACCCUGCACAAAGAGACUGGUGUUGGUCUGGGUAUUGGACUGUGCUGUGUCCCCUCUGCUGACGGAUGUCCUGGGAUCUACAUCCACACCCUGUCUCCUGGAUCUGUGGCGCACAUGGACGGUAGACUCCGGUGUGGGGAUGAGAUCAUGGAGAUCAACGACACUGUGGUUUAUAACAUGGCGCUGAAUGACGUCUACACCGUUCUGAGUCAGUGUACACCGGGUCCGGUCCAGAUCAUCAUCAGUCGUCACCCUGAUCCAAAGGUGUCAGAGCAGCAGCUGAACGAUGCCAUCGCUCAGGCCGUGGAAAACAGCAAACUGAGAAAGGACAAAAGCCAGUGGAGUAUUGAUGGUGUGCGUAAACCAGAGUCGUGCUCCUACAGGCGUCAGAGAUGUGAGCGCUGUGUGGACCGGAGCUUCAGUCAGCUGACCGUCAGAAGAGCCCAGAAGACCAUGACCCGGUCCUGCAGCGACAACACCAGCAGCCACGAACACAACCGCUGCCUCAACAUCCACAACCUGCACAACACACACCACCACGCAUCGGCCCGCGUCCACAGCCUGGACACGCCCAAGUCGAUGACAGAGACGUGGUCCGACAACAGAUUAUCAGUUCCUGUGUAUCCAGAUGAAGACUAUAACAUCCCCUAUAACUGUCCAGCCGCCACUAAGUCCAGUCAACAGGUCCAAGAUCCAGGUUUUAGAGGAAACAAGCAGGAAGGGGAAGAAAUGCGAGAAGAGUCCGAGGGGAGCAGAAAAGAUCUCAGUCAUCCAGACGCCGCUGCCUUCACCCAGGACCGACUCCACACAGUCGAUCCGUCGGUCGUUUCCCUCUCACAGCCCAAGAGAGCAGCUCUGAGGAGGCAGGGUCGUAUCGAGCAGCUGACUCAGGAGCCUCUGCAGGACCCCUGGGUUCGCCUUUCAGACUCCUCCUCUACAGACCCACCUGAGGACCUCCACCACUUCUUGUCAGAUAGCGUCCACAUCCACAGCAGACCUGUAGCCAUGCAAGAAGAAGAGAACGGACCCGAGCUGAACGGAACCACCUCCAAUGGAACCACAGAGCCUCAUACUGAUCUGGCUCCUGAAAACAAAACCGACACCUCUUCGGGGUCCAAGAAGGGGCCUCCGGUGGCACCCAAACCUGCCUGGUUUCGCCAGAGUCUGAGAAAAAUCCGAGAUGAGCAGGACCAGAAGAAGCCGGCUAAACCUGCAGAGCGUACACCUGUAGCAGGAUCCGGCAGAAGCUUUGUGGUCCGAUGUGCCUCGUCUUCAGCCAACCUGUCAAUCAAACAAAAGAUCCACUCGUUUGAGACUUUUUCAGGUGCAGAGAGUCAGGACAGCGGGGGCAGCAGGAGGCCAGCAGGUCCUUCAGCCUCUGGACCUCCGGCUGAAAAGGAGUUUAUGCAUCAGCCUGAAAGAAGUUGGAAGAGCAAAGAGGAAUCCCCCAAAGAGGUCCAGGAAAACCAGCCUGCUUCACCCUUGCCCAGAGUCGCAGCGUCUAGCCCAACAGCAGACACAUCCGUAGAAGAAGACCCUCCCUCCGCAGACGUCACACCUUCAGGGGACUCUACAACGGAUCCGGACUCAGAGGUGAAGGAUUCGCCUUCAGCUCCGGUCCAUGUUGACAUCACCCUCACACCGUCUACCACAGAGUCAGGGUUAGAUGGAGGAGGUCUGAACAGGUCUGCAGAGUCCACGGUCCAACCUUCUGCUGGUCUGAGCUCUGUCAGAUCCAAUGGAGCUGGAGAGGAAAGUCCACCAGAGGGAACUGAGGAACAGGACCAGGGAAAACCAUUGGAGUCCGACCCAGAGACUAACACCAACAAAGGACUGGAGGGAGAGGGUUUUGGGAAGAUCCUUGCCUUCAGUAAUCAGGUUUCUCAUGCGUUGAUGCGAUCCUUCCCUCAUGGAAACUCUCGGUCCACGAACCCUCAGGACGACCCUGCUGGAGAGGCCGCUGAGUCUCAGGAGUCUGACCUGGACAGUGACAGAGGAUUCUCUGUCAGCUUGGCCAAACUGAGGGAGGUCACCAUCCGACGGGGGGAGGGAAGCAGCGACGACGAGGCGACGCUCACUUCUGCUUCUGCUCAGUCCGUCAUCUCAGUCAUCCCCUCGCAGGAAAUACAGGAGAUGAUCCAGGAAGUAGAAGCUCUGGACGAGGAGACGCUGAAGCAACUGGUGGACAUUCAUGUUGUCAUCCUGCACAAAGAGGAGGGGGCGGGGCUAGGGUUCACCAUCGCCGGAGGGUCCGACUUGGAAAACAAAGCUCCGACAGUCCACAGGGUGUUUCCCAGCGGCCUGGCGGCUCAGGAGGGAACCAUCCACAAAGGAGACCAGGUGUUGUCUAUAAAUGGACAGACGCUGAGCGGCGCCACGCACGCCGACGCCACCGCCGCCCUGCGUCAGGCCCGGACGCUCAACCUGGCCGUGGUGGUCGUCUGUAAGAGAGGAGGCGAGGAGGAGAAAGAGGGCGGAGUCUGGCGGAGCGAAGAGUCCAGUUCUGCAGUGGAGGAACAGGGGGAUGUGCUGACCAUCACCCUGGAGAAAGGAGGAGGAGGGGUGGGGUUCUCUCUGGAGGGAGGAAAAGGCUCCAUCCACGGGGACAGACCGUUAGUCAUCAACAGGAUCUUCACAGGGGGAGCAGCUGAGCAGAGCGGUCUGCAGUCUGGAGACGAGCUGCUGCAGGUCCAGGGGGUGGUUCUGCAGGACAUGACCCGCUUCGAGGCCUGGAACAUGAUCAAGGCUUUACCUGAAGGAGUCGUCACCACCGCCAUCAGGAGGAGGCGCUAGGGAGAUGCAGCUGCGGGGGGUGGGGCUAACUUCAAGUACUGAGGCCCAGACACCAAACAGACAGAAGAACAGCACAGCAUUUUUAGUCUUUUAAUGAACAUGUCAUGGAAAUCAGGUACCAGUCAGUCAGUGUUUAAGGAAUAUGUUCAAAGUAUUUAUGUUGAUGUUCCAUUUGUGACCAGAUGCAAAGGUUUAUUAAACUUCAGUUCACCCA
Molecule: messenger RNA, 4859 nt
Organism: Sphaeramia orbicularis (orbiculate cardinalfish)
Lineage: Eukaryota; Metazoa; Chordata; Actinopteri; Kurtiformes; Apogonidae
Gene: il16
Product: interleukin 16
Exons: 25
Coding region: 107-4645 (1512 amino acids)
Biological process (GO): leukocyte chemotaxis; induction of positive chemotaxis
Molecular function (GO): CD4 receptor binding; cytokine activity
Source: RefSeq, a predicted model, not a curated record